Messenger RNA from Lobosporangium transversale, 1345 nucleotides. Its product is annotated as Coproporphyrinogen III oxidase. Bases 59 to 1345 code for a protein of 428 amino acids. The transcript has 5 exons. Gene Ontology annotation, molecular function: coproporphyrinogen oxidase activity. The record is from RefSeq and is a predicted model, not a curated record. Gene Ontology annotation, cellular component: cytoplasm; mitochondrial intermembrane space. NCBI's taxonomy places the organism in Eukaryota, Fungi, Mortierellomycota, Mortierellomycetes, Mortierellales, Mortierellaceae.
UUUCUUUUCUUUUCUUUUCUUUUUUUUUACACCUUUUUUUUUAAUUCGUAAUACUGCCAUGACCCACAUUGCUCGGUCCAUUUCUCUGUGUGGACUGACUCGUGUCUCACAUAUCACGGCGUCCAGAUCGUUGCUCCACAGAUCAUACUCGCGUGCCAUUUCAUCUCAUGGUCGACUCUAUUCAACAUCGGCAGCAUCAAGUAGAACCUCUCAGCAAGGUGCUCCAAAGUUCUCUUCAGCUUCAGUCAAAGCAUUCACAGUCAUUGGAGCAAUAGCUGCUGCUACCUUUUGGAGUCAAAUGCCUAAUGUGAAACAAGUAGAAUGUGAAGCACCACAGAAGCAGGAAAAAAAGCCGAGCAAGACUGCUCAAGCGGACCAGAAACGCAAACUUGAAGGGCUAACCAAGGAUUCACCAAUGCGCUUGCGCAUGGAGGCAUUCAAUAAAAGACUUCAGGCUGAAAUUACCGCACGCAUUGAGCAAUUGGACGGGCAAGGAAAGUUCAGAGUAGAUCAAUGGAACCGUGUAGAAGGAGGUGAUGGUAUUUCAAUGGUGUUACAGGACGGCAAGGUCUUUGAGAAAGCAGGUGUCGGUGUAUCGGUCGUGUAUGGUAUGCUUCCACCUGCUGCUGUUGCACAGAUGCGAGCAGAACACCCCAAUAUCGAAGUCACCAAUAAGGCUAUGCCCUUCUUCGCCACAGGUAUCUCUUGUGUGAUGCAUCCGCACAAUCCUAAUGCGCCCACAGUUCACUUCAACUACCGCUACUUUGAGCUAGGUGGCGAAGAAGAUGGUGAACCCAUCUCUUGGUGGUUUGGAGGUGGAUGUGAUCUGACCCCCACAAUCCUCUUUGAGGAGGAUGCUGUGCAUUUUCAUCAAGUGAUUAAAGAGGCUUGCGACAAGCAUGACCCUCGAUAUUAUAAGGACUUUAAGAAGUGGUGUGACGACUAUUUUUACAUUGCUCAUCGUGGUGAGCGUCGUGGUAUUGGAGGCAUCUUUUUCGACGAUCUGGAUGACAAGUCGCCUGAUGAAUUGUUUGAGUUCGUACAGACUUGUGGAAAUGCUUUUUUGAACCAGUAUAUACCUAUCAUGGAGAGACGUAAGGACAUGCCCUUCACAGAACAACAAAAGUUGUGGCAGCAGAUUCGUCGCGGUCGAUAUGUUGAAUUCAAUCUGGUGUACGACCGUGGUACCAAAUUCGGCCUUUUGACUCCUGGAGCUAGAAUAGAGAGUAUCAUGAUGUCGAUGCCUUUGACAGCCCGAUGGGAGUACAUGCAUGAUAUCGAUCUCCAAGCACAUGGAAAACUCAUGGAGGUUUUGCGUGCACCUAAGGACUGGGUUCCGGUGUAA